Messenger RNA from Cloeon dipterum, 3053 nucleotides. Its product is annotated as heterogeneous nuclear ribonucleoprotein A1-like. The record is from RefSeq and is a predicted model, not a curated record. Lineage: Eukaryota; Metazoa; Arthropoda; Insecta; Ephemeroptera; Baetidae. The transcript is spliced from 7 exons. Bases 184 to 1146 code for a protein of 320 amino acids. Gene Ontology annotation, biological process: regulation of gene expression; mRNA splicing, via spliceosome. Gene Ontology annotation, cellular component: nucleoplasm; chromatin; catalytic step 2 spliceosome. Gene Ontology annotation, molecular function: mRNA 3'-UTR binding.
GUUGAUUCUGUCAAGUUGGCUGCUACGUCACGUUGGCGCUCCAUGUCCACACGCACUCCACAUCAUUUUCAAGAGGAAACCGGCGUGAGUAGUGCUGAAAAAGCAGCAUUUUCGUCGUAAAACAGCAAUCCCCGUGCCAAAAACAAACCACCGCAUAUUUUGAGUACAAAUUACACAGCUAACAUGGCAGCAGCAGUUACAGCUACAAACCACGGUCAACAGAGUUACCGGCGGUCUCCGCGUGACCCACGGCAGAACGCGCCGGUCUCGCAGGAGGCUAUUGAAGAGGCGUCCUGCAAACUUUUCGUCGCCAGCCUUCCUUCCUCAGCCACUGAGGACAACAUCCGCGAACUCUUCACUAAGUAUGGAGAGGUCGUGGAAGUCUCGAUCGCGCGAGACCCUGCUACCAAAGAGUCGCGAAGGUUUGGCUUCAUCACAUUUGCCAGUAAGGAGUGCGUUGAUGCGGCGCAACUGGCAAGACCGCAUAAGCUGGAUACCAAACAGAUCACCACCAAGAGGUCAAUUCCCAAAGGACUGCAACAAUCACCUGAUAUUGCUUCAACGACUAAGACUUUGUAUGUAGGAGGACUGAAAGAGGAAAGCGUCACAGAAGACGCAAUCAAAGACUACUUCAAGCAGUUUGGCAACAUUGAGAAGAUCUAUUGGUCUGUCAACAAGGAGACCAACACCAAAAGACCGUAUUGUUUCGUCUACUUUGACGACACUGAUGCUGUGGACAAGAUUGUUUUUGCCACCAAGCAUGACAUCAACGGAGUCACUGUCAACACAAAGAAGUCAUUGAGAGAUGUUGAAAGUGGACCAAUGAAGAAAUUGAUGCCUUUUGCUUUCACAGCGUAUGGCGGUCCGUUCCACCCGAGCAUGGUUCCUCCCUUCUACCCUGCCGGUGGCUAUGAUAGCAUGAUGCCCUCUGGCGGUGGCCGCGGCGGCGGAUACAUGUACCCUGCGCCAAUGGGCCGUGGCGGCGGUCACUUCCCCAACAUGCACUAUUACGGCAACGGGUAUGGCCACCACCAGCAAGGUGGCGGCUCGUACGGCCCCAGCGGUGGCCAGCAGGGCGGUGGUUACCGCAAGUACAACAACAGCAAGGGCGGGCAGCAGCAACAGAGGCCCGUGGCUAAGGCCUAAAGACUUCCAAGUGGCUAGAUCUCUGCCCCCAGCAUCAUCCAUCGCAAUCAUCUCUCAAUGCCAAAUAAGAUCUACCUGAACACACAUGUACACACAGCGACGAUUGGCAGGGAAAGCACCACUACUACCACUACCAUCCUACCAACAAUGCAAGCAGCAAGUAGCGCGGAACAUCCAAAAGCCGCCUGACAGAAAACAGUUUGUUGACAAAAGUCAUGCGCGAAAGUAAGCGAAAAGAAAACAAUUUAUUCAUCUAGGUCGUAAGUCGCAGUUUAGUUUUAGCGAGUAAUAACCAUAAGGUGCUAAACUUUAUUUUACCAAGUUGAGAGGCGCUUUUUCCCCGCCGAGAAAGAGCCUCGGUUGUUUGAUAAAAGUGUUGUAUUUGUACGCUUAUUAUACCAUUAGAGCGAUCGCGGCAUUCGCGCGCGGCCUUUUGGCCCGGCAGUCGCAAACUUGGCUUCUCAUCCUGCCAUUUGUAAUGUACCCAUUGAGUGCCUUACAAUUAAUGACUGCUAGAAUGAUUCAUUCACGGACUGACUGAGCGCUUAGUGAAAAUAGCAGCGACGAGAGCAUCAAUUUUUUUACUCUGUACAACAACAACACACACAAGAGGAGGAAAAAUUAAUAAUAACACACAGACACUACUAUUUUUGCCAAGAGGGGGAAGAAGAUGUUCACGACGAUUAUUAAAAAAACCAAGGUCCGUCUAGUUUCUUGUCUUGUUCUAUCAGAUGCAUUAAUAAGAUAACACACUAAAAACAUACAUACUGAACAGCUCUAAUGGAAAAAUGUCAGAAAAAUCGAGUACGUAAAAUUAUAUAUAAUCUAAAAAUAGUAUCACACACACUUAACUAACCAACUGCUAGCCACGUAAGGAAGGAAGUUGUUGUUUAUUAUCUAUAUUUCGUCAGCUUGCUCGCCCCCUUCUCCGCACCUAUUCGUUUUUGUACGCUGGGCGCGAUACCUUUGCCUCAGGGCCCGGCCCGACCGCUGUGUCCGCAGCCUCAACAGGCUUGCUGUCUGGUCAGUGCCGGACAGAUCUGCAGACUAGCUGUUGUGUUGGCGCUGAGGUGAGGCGUCGCCGGCGCAGUCUAAAGCACUGUUACUCAUUCAAUAUUGUUGAUUUUUUGCGUUGUUGUGUGCGAUACCCAUCACCACACAACAAACCGGUUAUAUUUUAUGAGAGAGAUGUACUACACACUAAAUCACACCGAAAUACACACACGCUAAUGAUUCCUUACCAAGUUGUGGGAACAAAUUUUUAUAUAUUUGCUGCUAAAGAGAGCGUUUUGUUUUUUCCUCACAGUUCUAUUCUCUUAAUUGCUAAGUGUGGUAAUAUUCUUUAUAAAAAGGCAAGAAUAAUAUGCACCACUUGUACUUGUACCAAAUUGCAGAUACCUAAAACUGGCGAACCGCGCAGAUAAUUUCUUUCCACAAGAGCAGAAACUACUCUUUUCGCGUUCUUCCGACAAAUCUACAGAAUUCCCCUCUUUGAUACAAGUACAAUGAUUAUAAUUAUCUUAUUGAUUUUUAGUAGCCUAGGCAUGGAUUCUAUAAAUAAAUUAUGGAUGCGUAAACAUAUUAUUCAUAAUACGGUAGAAAGCAAAAUGAAAUUUGUCAACAAAGAAACCUACACAGACACACACAUAGAGGCAAGUUUACUGAACACACACACACACACACACAUGUUAAAAAUAUGGGCAUUUCUGUGUUAAUUGUGGGCAUGUGCUCGCGAUUAAGUGCAUUGUAGAUUGUUUGCUUUGGCGUCGCGAGGAGGCAUAAUUACUGUUGCACUCCCCUCGAGCCCCCAAGGCAUGGAUUGAACCUAAAUUCUGAUCACUAGCAGUACGGGUGGAUUUGAUGCUCAGGAAUGUAUAUUUUUAAUUAAUAAAUGUAUUAUCAAAUAA